AUGGAUUUGCAUUGUCAUGAGUUUCGCCGAACGGUGUAUGAAGUUAUCGACGACUACGCGCAGCAAUUCAAUAGAAUCAUAGAAACCGCCGAGCAACGUGGAAUCGCUAACCAAAUUCAAGGUUUUACCAUCGGUUAUAAUCUGACUGUGUUGAUUUUGGAAUCGCUUGUGAAUGACUGUUUCAAUGGGCUUUGCAACCACGUUCUAGCUGCGAUAUACGCCCUUCAACUUGAUCGCAUUGUCUUCGAUGCCGCCCUCGUCGUUGAAAACCACGUUUUGAAUGUUGCCCCUGCUGCAUGA
Molecule: messenger RNA, 300 nt
Organism: Caenorhabditis bovis
Lineage: Eukaryota; Metazoa; Nematoda; Chromadorea; Rhabditida; Rhabditidae
Source: the annotation of a GenBank genome assembly